Messenger RNA from Paramuricea clavata, 2731 nucleotides. The record is from the annotation of a GenBank genome assembly. NCBI's taxonomy places the organism in Eukaryota, Metazoa, Cnidaria, Anthozoa, Malacalcyonacea, Plexauridae.
CGCAGACGCUCAAUAAUAAUAUAUUUUCUCUAUAGCAACGACGAUCCUAAGGAAAGCAAAGCAGCUUUCUACGCAACUAAAUAUGGCGAAAGAAACAACGGGAAUAAACCAAAGAAUGGAACGAAUCGAGCACCUUUUACAAGGUGGCUUAAGGCAAUAUAUGGACAGAAUACGUCAGCCUGAACCAAUUAAUCACUCCAGAGAGAUGGUAAAUUAUGGAACAAGUAACAUUGAGGAGUUAAUCUUAAAUGUACGACUUGAGAACACGCCAAAUCUAAACCAAUGGCAAUGGUGCCAAUGCAGUAAGUAAUUAGUAUGUACAAUAAGUAACAGUUAUAUUUUGAUAUAGAAUUUUGAUAGAAUUGACUAAAAUUAAGGCACUUUAAUUUCUACUAAAUUGUGCAACAAUUAGGCAAGGGCCUAAGUGAAGGUGAACUGAUAAUAAGCGUUUUUCAAAGCACAUCAAGACUGUAUUGAUAUUCCUGUGCAAUUGGUUGCAGAUUAGGUAUGUAUAUCAAUCGGAACUGUCGACUUCUCAGGUAUUCUAAUUUCCUGAUGGCUGCAUGAUCUAAACAGCGCAUGAGACUUGGUUUUCUUAAUGUUUCUCUAACUCAGGAUGACAGUAUACAUGAGGAAUUUACACGCUGCCUAAUCUACUUUCAAUAAAAAUUAAAACAUGCAGUUAAAAAUAAACGGGUAUUGAAUCACAACUUAUACGUCCUAUUUUCCUUGAUCCGGGCUUAAAAUCGAAAGUAUUAGAUAUAGUAAUUCUUAUUCUUAUUAUUAUUAUUAUUAUUAAUUAACAAUUAUUCGCCGAAGGCGAGGUGAUAACCGGGGAAUAUUCACCGAGACGAAGUCGAGGUGAAUCCCCGAUAAUCACCGAGGCUGAGGCGAAUAAUUGUUUUAGUAUUUUUAUACACGUCUUUUGUGUUUUUUGGGACUGAAUUUAUUUUAAUUACGCUUAUUUCUUUAUCAGUAACUUCCACAAAACGGCUAUAGCCGCCAUUUGAAAAUUUUGGUUUGUUAUAUUCACCUGUAGGUGAAUAUAACGGCUUAAUUAAUACGUCAAAUUUGACCAAUCAACUUGUAGGAUUUGUUAUUAUUAUUCACUUGUGCAAAAAUACCAAUUCUUAUUAUUCAUAUUAUGAUUGUGUCCUAUAUAUGUUUUUAUUUUGUAGUGGAAGGUGCUGAAAAAGCUUAAAGUCAUUAAUUUGUGAAAAUAAUAUAACUAUACUAUACGUACAGUCUGUAGUAGCUUUGCUGUUGAGUUCUGCUUUAUUGUGUACUAUAAUGGUUAGCGAUAUAGUGAAACUGUUUGCAGCAGUUUAUGUCAAUCAGUAUAAUUUGUAUGUUUAUUCAUGUCAUUGGAGGUCAUUCUGCGAAUUUUUAUCCUUAACUACGUGCCAAUUUAUAUGCUUAAAAAAUUUUGAAAUGGGCUGCCAUUUUUCACUAAUAAUUUCUAUAGGACGCUUUUGAGUACAUUUGAGUACAUCUUUUAUGUCAUAUGACAUUAUAUUUAUACUGAUGCUAUGUUAUGAAAGUGUUAUAGUAUUAUUUAUUUAUUAACUUUACAACCUUUUAUUCAUGAACAAAUACUAGAAAUUAAAUUUAAGAAUAUUUAACAAUUAUACCAUGAACUCGAGUCGUAUAUGAGCUGAUAGCCGACGAGGUGCGUAGCACCGAGUCGGCUAUCAGCCGAUAUACGACGAGAGCGAAUGGUAUAAUUGUUUUAUAAUAUUUAACAGUUAUUCUACGAACUCGAGUCGAAUAUGAGCUGAUAGAUAUUCGACGAGAGUGAGUGGAAUAACUGUUUUAUUAUAUACACAAGAUCUGAAUUCACAGACUUUGCUUUUCGGAUAUUUUCAAUAUUUUUCUAUUUUGUUUAUGUUUUUAUCUUCGCUCUUUCGGCCGAUUAUUUCUUCAAAAAUAUAUAUUUUUAACCAUUUUAAAUUUUAAAAAUUCAUUUGCUAACCUGUAAACAAUUUUUGGGAAUUUUUUCAUUGUGUUUUUAAUCCUGUAGAGGUUACAAAAAGCGAACAACUUGCCGUUUUCUCGUUAGCAAAAAUCGGAAAUUCAGUUUGAGCCGCCAUUUUGUUUUUCUCUACUAGUAGGAUAUGAGCUAAUAUCCUGCUAGUAGAGAACCAAUCAGAUUGCAGAAUACCUCAUAUCCAGACCUUGUGUAUAUAAUAAAGUCUAAUAGCCAUUAACUGAAGCAAUAAUUAAUUAUCCUCUGUUACAAUGUCUUGACAAUUUGUUCGGCAAAAACCGCUUGGCCUUGAAAAAUUGAAAUACUUUUGUUUUACAACUCGAAGACGAAGUGAAAGAAAUAGUUUUAGAACCGGUAUAUCUCACAGAAAAGCUCAGAUAUAUUAUACAGAUGUUUGGUAGUAUAGUAAGUGCUUGUUGACUGCAAAUUCAUUUGUCUUUCGUUGCAAACUUUUCUGAACAAUUUAUAUUCUCAAUGAACAUGUUUUUUUCGCUGUUGUUUCGGUAUUAAUUCUUUAAAAAACUUGUAUUUAAACUAAUUUCUAUGUAAUAAAUGUAUUUUGCUAACCUGUCAAAUUUUUUUGAGAGUUUUUCCUUGUACUAUUAUCUUUCUCAAAGCGAAUAUUUUCCUUUUUUCUGCUUCGCAAAACUCAUGUAGUUUUUGGACCGCCAUCUUGUUUUUCGCUACUCGCCGUAUAUGAGCUGACAUACGGCGAGUAAUUCAACCAAUCAGAUUGCAGAACAG